UUUUUUUUUUCAUUUUUAUUUUAAACUUACUGGUCAUCAUUCUCCACAUUAAAGAGCUCACUCUGCUCUUUGUGUUACAGCAAACCUUUCAUUCUCCUUUUUUUUUUCCUUCUUCGUUGGAUUGAAUCAUACAUAGCGAGCGAUGGCGAAUCCACGAUGGAAAUUGCAGAGAGACGGACAUGAUUCCACGAUUUGGGCUAUCAAAAUCUCAUUUUGGUUCCUCAGCAUCCUCUCUUUCGGCGGCGCCGCCAGAGCCGCCGUCCCUGCCACCGCAGGUGCCCUGUACUCCGCCCUCCCCGGCCUCUGGGCGUCCCUCCGCUACUUGCUCCAGCCACCGUGCCUCUUCAUCGCUGUCCAUUUCAUGAUCCUCGUCAUCUGGAAGCUCUCCAACCAGAAGCAGCAGCGCGAGCAAUGGUCCGCGGAGGAGCCCGGAGGCGAUCCUAAAAAGAUCAAACCUUUCGACUGUUCCCAUUCUUACGAGCUCAUCCGGAAUCCAUCUCCGGUAAUCUGUUUCCACGAGAUCCCUCUCUCUCCAUCGACGGAGGCGAUUUCGUCUCCUGACCCCGCGGAAUCCACCUCCUCGUCCGACAUUUCUUGCCUGACGACGGAUUCCGUCGAAAGGUCCACCGCCUCGUCGGCGUUCGCGGUGAAGAAAACCGCGGAGCCAGAUUUCGAGAAAUGCAUUACGGAGGAGGAAGACGAAGAGUUGGCGGCGGCGCUGGCGACGGCAGGAAUAGAAAACAUCUCGAUGGAGAUGACUUGGAAGGCGAUAAUGCAGAAAUCAUCUCUAGCAUCUCCCUCGCCGCCGCCGCCGCCGCCGCCGUCUUCUUCGCUAGGUCAGGACGAUUUAACCCAGCGAUUCGACGAUUUCAUCAAGAAAAACUACGAGCAGAUCCGACUCAGGCUGUAAUUCGACAGUGCGAGCACUAAUCUCUGAUGCUAAAAAUCCGUUUUUUAAGGUGCUUCUUCAAAUGCUGGCCCUCCCUUUUGAUUUGGUGUUGAUGAUAAGGCUCGCUUCUGAUAGUGCUUUACAGUUCACGUGGAUACAGUCUUUGUAUAUUUAUUUGUUCACUGUUUGUCAACAAGAACAUCAUAUCAUAUAUUUAUUUAUUAAGGUCUA
Zingiber officinale is the source of this 1120-nucleotide messenger RNA. RefSeq lists its product as uncharacterized. The transcript is spliced from 2 exons. The record is from RefSeq and is a predicted model, not a curated record. Bases 143 to 910 code for a protein of 255 amino acids. NCBI's taxonomy places the organism in Eukaryota, Viridiplantae, Streptophyta, Magnoliopsida, Zingiberales, Zingiberaceae.